Cladocopium goreaui is the source of this 532-nucleotide messenger RNA. Lineage: Eukaryota; Dinophyceae; Suessiales; Symbiodiniaceae. The record is from the annotation of a GenBank genome assembly.
AUCCUCCAGAUGCUGCGCUGCCAUGGGGCCUUUGGCGUCAAGAAUCCGUCAUGACCCACUGCCUGAGCGUUUGGAUGCAGUGGAGCCCUGCGUCAGAGCUUGGUUUGAAGAGCUGCAGCUGCGCUGUCAAGAGGAGAAAGAGCAAUACGCUGAAGCAGGCCAGACUCCUUCACCUCAAAAGUUGAAUUUUUGGGAUGCACACAUUGGACCAGAGAAUGUGGACAGCCAUACUUCCAGGUCCAGGCUUUUUUUGCAGAGUUUCGAUGACUUCCGCAGCAGACAGAACCUGUCCAAGGAGCAGCUACGCUUCGCUGUCCUGGUGCAACAUUUUGCGUCCCAAGAUACGAUGGAUUUUCGCCGGCCGCCCGAAAAGCGUAUGCAUGAUGAUGUCUUUGAAGGUAUCUUGACCAGCUCUGUCAAUGCUCAGCUGGUGACAGAUGCACACCGUGCGGAAUGGGCCAUCGAAGGAGACGGCUUCGUGGUGCCAAAGGCACAGAAUGAUGAGGACCAAAACAGCACGGGUCAGCAAUGA